CUAAAUCAUAACAUAUAAAGCAAUGUGAGCGAGCGCUUGGCUCAUUCAUCCAGAUUUGUCAAAAUGCUUCGUUUUCUACUUUUGGGACUAAUUGUGGCAGUGUUUGUUUCGCUUCCUUCUAUUAGGACUGACGAUGCACUGACCGACCAAGAGAUCCUAGAAGCGGAUGAGCGACCCCUAGCUGGUCAACUCAAGGAUAGAGAGGUCCAGACAACUGGUAACAGCGAGAUUGACUGUGAUGGGAACCAGGAAUGCAGGGAGUGUUUUGCCGAAUGCGACGGUGAUGAGAAAUGUGCGAUGGACUGCGUGCUGCACAUUGGUCUUGAUAGUGAUGACAAACAAGGAAGUGAAAGAAUGCGAUUCGGGAGAUUCAGAAACAGGCCGGUCUUGCAGGCAGUCCCUGGGGGUUGGAGACGUUCAUAUCGGCAUAAGCCAUAGAUCUGUCACAAGCGCGGUUUUUGUUGUAACAGAAAGGCUACAAAAACAAAACAUGAUUGAUGAGGGGUUUAUAUCGCGAAAGAGUGUCUACGUACAGUGUUAAUUAGUUGCCUGACGAACUCUAACUUUUGGAAUGUAUACUAAUUAUUAUUAUUUAAGAGGCAUAAAUCAGGUUGAUACCAAACUAUUAACUUUUUAUUUUAAUGAAUUAUUAUUUUUAACUCAUUUGACUUAAAUCAUCAAAGCAAAACAAAAAGAUACGAAAUAAUAAUGCACUAAACAUAAAAUAAUUAUUAAAAAAUGAAUCUUGUCAUUUUAAGAAAAACAGCAAAAAACAAUCUUUAACAUUAUUUUAGCUGUCACUCAUAUCCGAUUUUGCUUUAAAAAAAACUAUAUUUUUCAAAUUCUAUCGACGCAAAUUUGUAUAAGUGUGCGAGAUUUUGAAAACGGUAAGAUUUCGAACUUUCUUUUUAAUUUAAUACAUGCUAACGAUAGAAGUGUUACAUCUACCAUUGUAUAUCACUAGUGUUAGCAUUUUUCUUUAAUUUAAACUUGAAGCAAUAAGCAUAUUCGCUGUAAUAAAAUAACUUGCAUGUUUAGAUAAAUUCAACAGCAUCGUAUAUUUAAUUAACAUCCACCUGUAAUUUUAUCUUCGUAUUUAUUUUGCCCCAAAUAAUCCUGCCCCUGUCCUGUAAAAUAAAUUCUGAAAAACUA
Mya arenaria is the source of this 1152-nucleotide messenger RNA. RefSeq lists its product as uncharacterized. The record is from RefSeq and is a predicted model, not a curated record. The coding region runs from base 64 to 438 and encodes 124 amino acids. The transcript is spliced from 4 exons. Lineage: Eukaryota; Metazoa; Mollusca; Bivalvia; Myida; Myidae.